UAUGACAGACGUUGAGAUUACACCAAAACAUUUGAAAUUUUAAAAAAUUGGAUAAGAAAAAACAGUAUACAAAAAUAUAAUUAUUAGAUUACAAUCAAGAACAAUAGAAAGGUUGUGCUUAAUUUUGCAUUUAGACUUUUCAAAAAUUAUGAAAUUACUCCAACUGCAAUUUAGUUACUCCCAGGAGAGACAACUGUAGUGACUGUUAAAUUAAAGAAUGUUGAAGCUUAAGAAGACUUUAUUUACAUAAGAGGAGAUAAUUUAGAUUGUAGAAUUUCUGUUAGUUUUGAAUGCGAUUCUGAACGUUUGGAUUAAUAUAUUCAUUAAGAUAUUCAAAAUAGAUCAAUUACAUCACCAGGCUUUGGAAAUUUAGAGACAUUUGGUAAUGUUAGAAGUGAAUAGUUUAAUGCAGAAGAGAAUAAAAUACUUCAAUAAAGAAUUAAUUAUUUAACUUAAUAAAAUUAGUUGCUUAAUGAUGCUUUAGAAUAAUUUAUGAAUUAAGAAAUGGAUGGAAAUUCAAUCAAAGAAUUAUUAAAUCACUUGAUUCAAUAAGAAAGAUAAGAAAAUGAAUUUAGAAGUCAAAGAGUAUUACUUAUGAUAGAUGAAAAAGAUAGAGAAAUUGAGAUAUUAAGAUUGUAAUUACAGAAACAUCAAUUCAACAGUAAUACAAAAGAUUAACUUAAAGAAGUAGUUAAAGAAAAUGAAAUAUUAUAAAUGAAGAUAUAAGAUUAUUAAGCUAGAGAAUAAUAUUUUAAUUAACAUUAACCUGAAAGAGAGAGUUAUGUUAUGUUAUAUCGUAAAUAUGAAACUGUAAUUGAUCAAAAUAAAAAACUAGAAUAAAUUAAUAGAUAGAUGAAUGAAGAAAUAGAAGUUAUUGCUAAAAGAUUAAAUGAUAGUGGAUUAUAAAAUUCAAAUAUCAAAAUUGAAGAAACUAGAGAUGAAUUAGUUAAUAGACUUAAUGCUCGUAUUACUUAACUUAAAUUAAGAGAAGAAAAAUUAAUUGAAGAAAAUGCUCAUUUAGAAGAUAUGCUUCUAUAACAAUAAGGAUCAAGUUAAAAUUUUUCAUCUAAUUAAUCAAAGAAUCUAACAGAUGAUUUAUUAAAAAAAGAAUAUCAUAUAUUAGAAAAAUCAAAAAAAGAAUUAGAAAAAAAAUGUAAUGAUACUAUUUCAAAAUCUUAAAUAUUAGAAAAAUAAGUUGAUGAAUAAACUAAAUAAGCUGGUUAUUUAGGAGAUGAAUUAUGGAAAAGUCAAAAAGAAAAUGAAAAAUUAAAAUAAGAAAUCAAAAAAUUAAAAGAAUAAGAUGAAUUAAUUAAAAAAGAAAGAUUAGAAUAUGAAUCUUAAAUUUAUGCUCUAGAAUAAACAUUAAAAUAAGCUAAUAGCUUAUAAGAUGUGAAGGAAGAAGCCAGAAAAAGAUGGGAAAAAGAAUUAGGAAAAUUACAAAGUAGUUAUGAAAUUGAAAUUGUUGCUUAUUAAGAUGAUGCAUAAAAGUUAAAAAAAAUUAUUAAUGAUUUAAAAAAAGAAAACGAAAUUACUAAUACUCAAUUUAAAGAAACACAAUUCAAAUUAGAUUAAAAAAUAUAGUAAUAAUCUUAAUAUGAAGAAUAAAUAUAAGAAUUAUAAUUCAAAAAUUAAAAACUGUAAAAAGUUAAUCAAUAAAACUAAAAUGAUAUUGAAAAAACUAAAAGUGAAUUUAUUAUUCUAAAAGAAAAAACAGAUAUUGAAUUUUAAAGAAGAGAUAACCUUGAAAAAUAACUAUAAGAUAGAUAACUAUGUCUUUAAGAUCAAAUUAAUAAUAUUAUGAAAGAAAAAUAAAUUACAUAAAGUGAAUUGUAAUUAGAAAUGAAUAAAUUAUGCUAAUAGCAUAAGUCAUCUAUUGAUUAAUUAUUAAUAGAUAACAAAUCCUUAGAAUAAUAAUAUUUAUUAGUUUAAGAUUAACUUAAAGUAUAAAGAGAUUAAUAUGCUUAAAGAGAAGAUGCUUUAAUUCGAGAGGUAAGAGCUAUGUAAGAUAAAAUAGAAAAACUAGUUUAAAAUUAGAAGUAAAAGGAUAAAUAAAGGAGAAACAGUAAAAGCAAUAAUUCUUCUGUUGAUAAAACAGUAGUACCUUCACUUAAUAAUAUUGAAGAAGAAAGAAAAAUAUCUGAUUUAUACAUACAGAAAAUAAGAGAAUUAGAAUAAGAAUUAAAUAAAUCCAGAUAAUAAAAAAUGUAAAUAGAAUUUGAUUUUAAUUAAUUUAAAGCAAAAAGUACAUUAUUAUAAUAGGGAUAAACAAAAGAUUUUUAAAAUUAAUCACCUAUUCUUGCAGAUGAUUUAAAUGCACUAAAAGAAACAAUGAUUGAAAUGAGACUUGAAAGGGAUAAAAUUAUCAAUCAACUUUAAGAAAAGGAUUAUUAAAUUGAUCAUCUUAGUUAAUAAAUUCAAGAUUAUGCUUCUCUUGUUUAAUAAUAAUAAGGAAAUCUUGAAUAAAUGGAAAUUAAAUUAACUUAUAUCAAUGAUGACUUUAAAAAAACUCUUGAAUAAAAGAAUUCAGAAUUACAUAAAUUAAAACUUGAACUUGAAAUUAGAGAAGAAUAAAAUUAAGUUUAUUAAGAAUAGAUUAAAUUAUUAACUAAUGAAAGAAGAGAGAUUAAUGAAAAGUUUUACAUUCAAAAUUUUGAAAUUGAAUAAAUGAAAACUAACUAAGAAGAAAUUGAAACUUCAAGAAAACUAUUGAUAUAAGAACUUCGAUAAAAGAUUGAUAUUUUAGUAAAAGAUAAUGAAGAUAAUACUGAAAUUAUUCAAAAGAUUAAUACUGAAAUUGUAAAUUAAAAAGAAAUAUAUGAAGAAAUUAUUGAACGAUAAAAUAAUACAAUGGAAUUGAUUAGUGAGAAGUUUAAUUAAGAUAUGUAAGAAUUAUAAUGUAGAUAAAAUUAAUAUUUCAAUUAGAAUGACGCUUACAAAAAGAGUUUAAAUUACACUAAAGAAUAAUAAUGGUUUAAAGAAUUGGUUUAAUCAUAUCAUGAAAAUGUAGUUUAACUUGCUUAGAACAUAUAAAAAUAGAAAUAAAAUAAUGAUAAAAAUAAAUAGUUAUAACAAACAAUAAAUCAAUAAAAAUAAUAAAUCAAAGAAUUUUCAGAUAAAUUAACAACUCUUUAAGCAGAAAAUUAAAAUAUAUCUAAAUAACUUGAAAAACAUAAACCUAAAAUUCCAAGUCUCAAAAAACCAUCUACAACAAAAUAAAUUUAGUUAGAUAAAUAGAAAUCUGAAGAAUAAGUGCCUAUUACUUUAUUAUUAUAAUAAGGCAAAGUGGCUGAAAUAGAAGUAAAAUCAAAUUAAUAUAAAAUUUAAUUAAAAUUAGCAGAAUAAAAGAUUGAUUAAUUAAAAUAAGCUAAUAUGAUUUAUGAAUAAGAAUUAAAAAAAAGUAAUUAAUAAAAUUAGCAUCUAUAAGAUUUACUUAAAAACAGAGAUUAAACAAUCUAAGAACUAUAAAAAUAAUAUAAAUAAGAAAAUUAAAAAAUAAUUAAUGAAUUAAAUUAAGUUUAAAAUAAAUUUGUACCAGAAGAUAAAGUUUAGGCUUUAAAUGAGGUUAUAAGUUAAAAAGAUUAAAUUAUUUAUCAAUUAAAAGAUGAAUUAUAAAGGAAAAAAGAUGUUGCUGAUUAAUUUAGAGGAGAUAGAGAAGAUUAAAAAUAAAUUGUGGAAAAGCUAAAAAAAUAAAAUGAAGAUUUGUCAACAGAAAAUGAAAAAUUAAAAAGAGUAAAUAAAGAUAAUGAGAGAUAAAAUAUGAAUUUCAAAGAAUUCAAAGAGAAAUAUGAUUAAAUGAAAGCAUAAGAGAAAUAAAUUUAAGAGGAAAUUAAGAGUAUCUAAGAAAAAAACAAACAACUUAAAUAGGACAAUACUAGAAAAGAUGCUAAUAUAAAAGAAUUAAGAGAUAAAAUAGAUUAACUUUCAGUUUAAAAACCUAAUGAUUCUGAAAAAUUAGAUUUGAUAUAAUAAGUUAAGAAGUUAAAAGAAGAAAUAAAUAGAAAAGAUUAGGCAAUAAAACACUUUAGGUAAAAAUUUGAAGAGAAGUCUAAUGAAUUUGAAAUUUAUAAGACAGAUUAUACAUCUAAAUAUGCAUAGACAGUAUCUGAAUUAGGUAUAGAAUAAUUUUAUUUUUAGAAAGGGAAAUGAGAAAAAAUGAAUAGGGAAAAAUUGGAAGCAAGAAGUAUGAAAAUUAAGUUAAUAUGUUAAUAUUUCUACUGAAACGUAUUUAUAGAGAGAAUUACAUGGAAUUAAAUAAAGGUAAUUAAGCUAAGGUUUAGAUAAAGGGUGAAAAUAAACCCAAAAAUAUAGCUAAAUUUUCAGAGUCUAUGAACAUUCUAAAUUUGGGUCCUGAAGAUCUUGAUGAAUUUUUAGAACCAAAUAUUUCAGUAAGUACUGUGAAAAAAUCAAAUAAUAAAGAUUUAGAUAGAUUUGAAUCUUUAUUUACGAAUCCUGAUUAAUUAGAUGUAAACUAAAUUUUUAAUAUGAUCAAUAAUGUAAUUACUGAAAGAAUAAAUUGCAGUUGA
Messenger RNA from Paramecium sonneborni, 4523 nucleotides. The record is from the annotation of a GenBank genome assembly. Lineage: Eukaryota; Ciliophora; Oligohymenophorea; Peniculida; Parameciidae.